GUUGAUGAAAGAGAUGAAAAAAUGGGAGGUGCUUCCGAGAAGGGGUCUACAUCCAUAAACAGAGCGAUCGAGAAAACGCCGUAGUCAGAGCGCUUUCAUUCAGAAGCAGGAACGCUCGUGUUGGGUCAAGACCUUCGGCGCGUUAUCGGCACACGCCAAGUAAGGAUAAACGAAAAAGGAGUGAACUGCCAUUUCUCCGCCACUGCCAACCAUGGAGAACACCACGCCAGACAAACUUAUACCGUCACCAUGUGUUUUCAAUGUGACAUCUAAUUGUACUAAUGUACAACCGACAUCUAGGACUAAGUCGCUCAAAAGGAGCAGUUCGCUGACAGACUCGCCGCCUGAACUUAUUAGGUGUAAGAGAAGACUUAAUUUCCCUUACUCACUGCCACAACAACAACCGGCAGCAGUUGCCAGGAGAAACGAACGGGAAAGGAACAGAGUCAAACUUGUAAAUAUGGGAUUCGCCAGUUUGCGUGAACAACUUCCAAACGGUGCAAACAACAAAAAGAUGAGCAAGGUGGAAACCUUACGCUCAGCAGUAGAGUACAUCAAACAACUUCAACAACUACUGGACGAAGCUGAUGCAGUUAAUGCAGCCUUUAAUGGAUCAUUAUCUCCGCCUUGUUCACUGUCAAGUUCACCAACUCCAUCCUACACGUCAGAAGUGUCUACGUGCGAUCCUCUGAGUCCAGAGGAGGAAGAAUUACUAGACUUCACCCGAUGGUUCUGAAACUGGCUCAGGUUAUAUGCAAAACAGCAGUGUAAUUAAUGCAAGACACAAAGCGUCGACGUGGCCUCUUGAAGCAAGGUAUUUCAAAGGAAAUCUAAGGAGGUGUGGUCUGCAAGAGAGAUGAAUGGUCUUGACAGGCAAAGUGUGGCGCGGCACGAACUAUACAUUCUUUUAUGAGGACAAAACACUGUACGCCGCUAUGCAUAGACACAAGGACAAUGAAAGCUAGUCAACACUGGAUUCGUCAUACCAGGGAGGACGCGCAUUUCUUCAAGAAGAUUCAAUCUUCUCGGACAAUCACGCAUGACUGUAGCAGGGCUUUCUGGUGCACAAAAGCCCGUAUGUGAAAGCCCGCACAAUCAAUGAAGCGUGUUCAAGACUUUUUUUGUACAUAAAAAUCGUCCCGCCUUGGAGGGAGUAUGUGCUAACCGCCCGUAAGGGUGAGAUGGUACCAGCAAAUUGAACUGCCAAAUUAAUAUGUGUAUAUCGAAAUUUUAAUUAUUAAGCUUUGCUGAAGUGAAUUUUAUACAGUUGUAAAUAUCCCAGAAUGCCCUUCAACUAUCCCCUUUCAAUGCUUUCUUUAGAAUUCUAUUUUUUUUAUAAUCCAAAGCGGAAUAAUGAUAUAUGAUGUAUAAAAAAUAAACUAUUUUGAUAAGAUCAAUAAAACAGAUUUUUUACAAA
Saccoglossus kowalevskii is the source of this 1417-nucleotide messenger RNA. RefSeq names its product achaete-scute-like protein (gene ascl1-like). Gene Ontology annotation, biological process: positive regulation of transcription by RNA polymerase II; sensory organ development; neuron differentiation. The record is from RefSeq and is marked provisional. NCBI's taxonomy places the organism in Eukaryota, Metazoa, Hemichordata, Enteropneusta, Harrimaniidae. Gene Ontology annotation, molecular function: RNA polymerase II transcription regulatory region sequence-specific DNA binding; protein dimerization activity; DNA-binding transcription factor activity, RNA polymerase II-specific. Gene Ontology annotation, cellular component: RNA polymerase II transcription regulator complex.